AUAGUUGCUGGCAAGUGGGAAAUAGCAAUAGCAAUAGCAAUAGCCAACACCAUUGCCAUUUUUGCAUUUCUUUCUUUUCUGGUGUUACUGUCACCCUCCUCAGUUCCUCAUCUUCCCAUGCUGUAUGCAGCACCAUGUUAGAAGGAGGAUUUUACCGAACAUGUUGCAAAAGAGGGAGUUUUAAACGGUUCAGACGUUGGAGGAUACCUUGUCAUUUAGCAAACGGACAAGAAUGUUCAUCCUUGUUGAAUUUGUGCAUCCACCGAAUCACUCAGGACAUUGGUGAAUUUAACACAUUUUCUGCACUCCCAAGGGACUUGAGUCAGCGAAUUUUCAACAAUUUCGUUUGCUCUUGCCGUCUCACACCCGCUUCCCUCCAAGCCUUUCGAGAUUGUGACCUCAAUGAUAUUUACUUGGGAGAAUAUGGUGGUCUUGCUGUCAGUGAUGGUUGGAUGGAUGUCAUCUCAUCACAGGGAUCAUCUUUGCUUCAUCUGGAUCUUUCUGGCUCUGAUGUCACUGAUCAUGGCCUCACCUAUCUUAGAGACUGCAAAAAUAUCAUCUCUUUAAAUCUUAAUCACUGUCAUCAAAUUUCAGAUCGUGGGUUGGAGUUCAUCAGUGGUCUCUCAAACUUAACGAGUUUGAGUUUUAGAAGAAACAAUGCAAUAUCUGCUCAGGGAUUGAGUACAUUUCCUGGUCUUGUUAACUUGGUCAAGUUGGAUUUGGAGAGAUGUCUUGCGAUUCAUGGAGGCGUUGUGCAUCUUCAAGGUCUAACCAGGUUGGAAUCUCUCAAUAUGAAGUGGUGUAAUUGCAUAGAAGAUGCUGAUAUCGAGCCUCUAUCAGCGCUUACAAACUUGAAAAGCCUAGAGAUUUCCUUUAGUAAAGUCACAGAUGUUGGCAUCAGUUUUCUAAAAGGAUUAAAAAAGCUUGCUUUGUUAAAUUUGGAAGGAUGCCAUGUAACAGCUGCAUGCUUGGAUUUUCUUGCAGAGCUUCCUGCGCUGUCACACUUGAAUCUUAGCAGAUGUGAUUUUUCUAACAAUGGAUGUGAAAAGUUUUCGCGACUGGAAAAUUUGAAUGUAUUAAACUUGGGAUUUAAUUACAUAACAGAUGCAUGUUUAGUUCACUUGAAAGGAUUGACAAAGUUGAAGAGUUUGAACCUGGAUUCAUGUACGAUUUAUGAUGAAGGAUUGAUCCACCUGGCGGGCCAUCAGCAACUGAAAUGCUUGGAACUCUCUGAUACAGAAAUUGGAAGCAAUGGACUACACCAUUUAUCAGGAUUGUCUAGUCUGGAGAAAAUAAAUCUAUCAUUCACUAUGGUUAAUGAUAGUGGUUUAAGCAAACUGUGUGGCCUGUCAUCUCUUAAGUCACUAAAUUUGGAUGCCCCCCAAAUUACUGAUACUGGAUUGGCAUCCUUAACAAGUUUGACUGGGCUUACAGACCUGGACUUGUUUGGUGCACGAAUAACAGAUUCUGGAACAAACUAUUUAAAACACUUCAAGAACCUGAGGUUGCUGGAAAUAUGCGGUGGAGGGUUAACUGAUGAUGGUGUGAAAAAUAUCAAAGAGCUUUCAUCUUUGACUUGCUUAAAUUUAUCACAAAACUGCAGCCUUACAGACACUACCCUGGAGUUAAUUUCUGGGCUUACUGGUUUGAUUUCUUUGAAUGUUUCAAAUUCUGGUAUAACCAUUGAUGGGCUGCGGCAUUUGAAAAGACUAGAGAACUUAAGGUCUCUUUCAUUGGAGUCCUGUAAAGUGACAGCAAAUGACAUUAAGAAACUUCAAUCAACACACCUCCCGAAUCUUGCAAGCUUUCGACCCCAGUAAUUGGGGAGCUAUUUCAAUAUGUACUAUAUUUUGAAGCUGUACUAGCACUGCCAUACGUUACAUGAGUAAGGAAAGACAACAUUAAAUUCAACGGCUUCAAAGGGGAUUCUUUUAUUUUAUUAUUAAGGUGUGUGUAGAAAAUUUGUAUCUCAUGUGGAUCUGGGUAGGAAAGUGUUCACUGUAAUGGUGUAAAGUAUGCAAUCAAUAAUGGUUUUAAUAUUUUAAAACUGAUUAUUGAACCUGUAUAAUGGUUAGAGGGAGUGGCUAUUCUGAUAUAUCUCCAAAACUACAAAACCAUCUUUAUUAGGAAAAAAAAAACUGUUGAUCUUUCUUCUUGAACUUCAAUGUAGAUCUGCUAGUAUGGAGACUGUUCUAACAUAAUUCACAUUGAUCC
Abrus precatorius (Indian licorice) is the source of this 2214-nucleotide messenger RNA. RefSeq names its product F-box/LRR-repeat protein 14-like. The coding region runs from base 135 to 1820 and encodes 561 amino acids. Gene Ontology annotation, cellular component: SCF ubiquitin ligase complex. Gene Ontology annotation, biological process: SCF-dependent proteasomal ubiquitin-dependent protein catabolic process. The transcript is spliced from 16 exons. Gene Ontology annotation, molecular function: protein binding. Lineage: Eukaryota; Viridiplantae; Streptophyta; Magnoliopsida; Fabales; Fabaceae. The record is from RefSeq and is a predicted model, not a curated record.